Molecule: messenger RNA, 1621 nt
Organism: Ctenocephalides felis (cat flea)
Lineage: Eukaryota; Metazoa; Arthropoda; Insecta; Siphonaptera; Pulicidae
Gene: sll
Product: adenosine 3'-phospho 5'-phosphosulfate transporter 1
Exons: 9
Coding region: 133-1491 (452 amino acids)
Biological process (GO): transmembrane transport
Cellular component (GO): endoplasmic reticulum membrane; Golgi membrane
Molecular function (GO): 3'-phosphoadenosine 5'-phosphosulfate transmembrane transporter activity
Source: RefSeq, a predicted model, not a curated record
CAAUUUUAAAGCUCAGGCUUUAUAAUUAAUCUUUAUUUAAACAUGAAUUAUGUGAUUACUGAAACUAGAUCAAUUUUUACAACAUAUAACUAAUAUGCAUUUAAAUUUUACGAUUUGACGCACGUCCCAAUAAUGGCUAAUAAUAUUCCUGAAAUUAUAAUAUGUUUGUUGAUAGCAGGAUGUGUUGGAACAGUAUUUUUAUUCUCACAAAUUAUACAUAAUGCAGUUGGAUCUUCAGAAAUUUCUUUAUCACAAAUAAUUAAUAAUCAGCCGAAAGAAUAUUCUUGGCUAUUAAGACUUGGACUUAAUUGCAUUGGAUAUGUAUCCAUUUUUGGACCUUUAUAUAUCAUCAAUAAAUAUGUACACAAAACUAACUAUCUUGACAGAGCAGGCUCUGGGUAUGUUUCGUGUUUGACACGAAUGUGUUUGUCAGAGCAAGAAAAACUAGGUGAUACGCAGUCUCAAACUUUGAGCAAGGCUGACCUUAAUACAAAGAAAAGCUUUCUAGAAGAAUGCUCGCUCCUGACUGUUUGCCUAACGGGUUUAAUGGGAUCAUAUCUAACAUGGGGACUAUACCAGGAGGAGAUUAUGACUCAUGAGUACAUAAACAGUGAAGGAAAGAAAACUACAUUUAAUGAUUCACAAUUUUUAGUAUUCAUCAAUCGUAGUUUAUCGUUUAUACUUGCAUUAAUUUAUAUUUCAAUUAGAAAACAGCCUAGACACAGGGCUCCUCUAUACAAGUAUUCCUUCUGUUCCUUCUCAAAUAUUAUGAGCGCCUGGAGCCAGUAUGAAGCUUUGAAGUAUGUUAGUUUUCCAACGCAGGUUUUAGCAAAAUCUUGUAAAAUAUUACCAGUUAUGGCAAUGGGAAAAAUAAUAUCACGUGUUAAAUAUGAAAAUUAUGAAUAUAUUACUGCAGCACUUAUCUGUAUUGGUAUGGUAUUUUUCUUGUUUGGAAGUACAAGCGAUCAUAAAGGUAAUUCAGCGACCACUAUGUCAGGAGUAAUAUUACUAUCAUUAUACAUGUUAUUUGACAGUUUUACAUCAAAUUGGCAAGGUGCAUUGUUUAAAAAAUAUUCAAUGAGUUCAAUCCAAAUGAUGUGUGGUGUUAACUUGUUUAGCGCAUUGUUUACUUUAAUUUCCCUAUUGCAACAAGGCGGAUUCAUGGAAUCAAUUAUGUUUAUGACACAGCACCAGAAAUUUAUAGGGGACUGCAUUUUAUUGUCAAUAAGCUCAGCUAGUGGCCAACUUUUUGUUUAUUUCACCAUUGCUACUUUUGGACCAGUGGUUUUUACUAUUAUAAUGACGCUCAGACAGGCUAUAGCUAUACUUUUAUCAUGCAUAGUCUAUGGGCAUAGCAUAACAGCCCUUGGAAUAUUUGGUGUACUACUAGUGUUUUGUGCGAUAUUUCUUAGAGUUUAUUGUAAUCAGAGGUUGAAGUCUAUUAAUCAAAAGAGACUGAAUUUGGAGAAUAAGCCAAAAGUUGUAAUAUAGUUUUUUAAUUUAAAGGUGGCUGGCACAUUGUGAACACAUACAUUAUAGCAAAGAACAGCUCUGCUCCCUGUAGAGCCAACAUCAGAGAGCAAAGUAUAUAUUCCAGACGAAGAAUAAAAGAUUGGAAAAU